AUGGUGCGCUUAUGGACCGGUACGGGCGCCGUACUGGUACAAACGCUGUACUGGUACAAAAUGGCGGGCGGGUUGAAAACGAUAGACGACUACGUGGAGCUGUAUAAUGGCCAGUGGCAAGAGUCAGCGCCCAGAGGGCUAUAUCCAGGAGUUUUGACAAACUACACAGACGAUCUGUCCUUCUCUAUGACACAGCUGUCUGAGAACCCUUAUAGAAUUUUUCGUGUUCCGAAGGACACAAAACUGCCAUUUACCGUUUCGAACACCAGCGCAAUCGCUGGCCAGUCAUUAGAGUCCCUCCAGUCCUCUGGCCGUCUAUUUCUCACUGACUUUCUGGACCAAAAGUACCAGCUCAUGUCCCCUGGGAAGUAUGGCGCAGCAUGUCAGGCGUACUUUUACAUCGAUCCGAUAUCCCAGGACUUCCUACCCCUCGCCAUAAAACCAAACCUAGAAGGCUCAGAACUUGUAUACACGCCGCAGGAUCUAGACAAUGACUGGUUGUUGGCAAAGAUGAUGUUCAAUUUGAAUAGCUUGUGGUACACACAGUGGUACCAUCUCGCGGCUACACAUGCUGUGAGCGAAAUUGUGUACCUGAGCGCUAUCCGAACACUAAGCGACGAACACCCUAUCAUGGCCAUUUUACAUCGACUGAUGAAAGACGCCUGGGCAUUCCGACCUGUAGCCGUUGAACGUUUGACCUAUCCCGGGGGUCCCAUUGAUAAGCUGUUUCCUUGGACUGGUGCCCAAGCCGCAAACUACACUCAUGCACUGUAUCAGUCGGGGGAGGCCAGCGCUUUCCAGGCUAACUAUUUUGGGCCUAACUUGGAGAAGCGAGGCUUGAUUAACUCUACCAGCGGUCCCAAGAUAAAGGCUUUCCCUUUCUACCAAGAUGCAUGCGUCAUAAACGCCGAGAUCCGCCGUUUCAUGGAGACCUUGGUAAAUUCAUACUACAAAGACGCCAUCGACAUCACAAAUGAUUCCGAGUUGCAGGCAUGGAUCAAGGAAGCCAUACCUGCCCAAAUUGUGGACUUUCCUUCUUCGAUCGACAACGCUGGUACAAUUAUCGAUAUCCUGACGCAUAUCGCUCAUCUGGUAUCUAUAGUUCACGGCACACUCAACUCGAACGCCCUGUUUGCUUCCUCUGGCUCUCUACCUUUCCAUCCUUUUGCAUUUUACUCGCCUUUACCGACGACCAAAGUUAUCAUGGACAUCAUGCAAUUCAUGCCACCGGUGGAAGCGUCUCUUGGCCAGAUUGCCUUGACUGGAAAUUUUAAUAGACCUAGUUUUGUCAGCAGCAACGAAACGAUGGUGCACAUGUUCGACGACAGAGUCAUGCUAUCGAAGAUGAACAAGGAUGUGGAAAAGGCAGAAAGACUCUUCAGGGAUGCCAUGAAGAGACACAGCAACGUGGUGAGAGGCAGGAAUUUUGGAAGAGAUCAAUUAUGUGGGGGCAUGACGUACUGCUGGACAACACUGGAUCCAGACACAGCGAGUUACUGGCUAACUGCCUAA
Exserohilum turcica Et28A is the source of this 1512-nucleotide messenger RNA. RefSeq lists its product as uncharacterized. Gene Ontology annotation, biological process: lipid oxidation. Gene Ontology annotation, molecular function: oxidoreductase activity, acting on single donors with incorporation of molecular oxygen, incorporation of two atoms of oxygen; metal ion binding. The record is from RefSeq and is a predicted model, not a curated record. The coding region runs from base 1 to 1512 and encodes 503 amino acids. The transcript has 3 exons. Lineage: Eukaryota; Fungi; Ascomycota; Dothideomycetes; Pleosporales; Pleosporaceae.